Messenger RNA from Xyrauchen texanus (razorback sucker), 2818 nucleotides. RefSeq names its product tumor susceptibility gene 101 protein-like. Gene Ontology annotation, biological process: endosome to lysosome transport; protein modification process; protein transport. Lineage: Eukaryota; Metazoa; Chordata; Actinopteri; Cypriniformes; Catostomidae. The record is from RefSeq and is a predicted model, not a curated record. Gene Ontology annotation, molecular function: ubiquitin binding. Gene Ontology annotation, cellular component: ESCRT I complex. The transcript has 10 exons. The coding region runs from base 292 to 1464 and encodes 390 amino acids.
CUGUCACUGUUGUGACGCUCACUGCGUUCAUUUUGUUUAUCUUCUUCGUAAUUAAUUCCAGUUGACUUUACGUUUAUUUGAUUGAUUUUCAUUAACUAACUAUAAUUCAGUUGAUAUUAACGAUUUAUUAAAGUCUGUAGAGUUUAUUUGUCUCAUAUCAGGCGAUAAAAUUUGUGCUUCCGGAUUUUAAACAGGCCUGAGCUCAGACACACAGACACUUUUCAAAUUGCACACAUUUAUUCUUUAUUUUCUCAGGAGAUUAGUGUAUUUAUUUAUAUUGUUUAGUCAAUCAUGGCUGUUGUCAACGAAGGAGCUCUUAAAAAGAUGUUGAAGCAAUACAAAUACAGAGAUCUCACUGUCCGGGAAAUAACAAAUGUCAUCGCUCAGUACAAAGAUCUUAAACCUGUGAUGGAUGCUUACAUGUUUAAUGAUGGCACCUCCAAAGACUUAAUGAGCCUUACAGGAACUGUACCUGUUAGUUAUAGAGGGAAUGUCUACAAUAUCCCUGUGUGCCUGUGGCUGUUGGACACGUAUCCCUACAAUCCUCCUAUUUGUUUUGUGAAGCCCACCAGUGCGAUGAUGAUAAAGACUGGCAAACACAUUGAUGCCAACGGGAAGAUCUACCUGCCCUAUCUGCAUGAGUGGAAACAUCCUCAGUCAGAUCUAUAUGGGCUCAUCCAGGUGAUGAUUGUUGUGUUCAGUGAGGAGCCGCCUGUGUACUCCAGACCCACCACACAACCUCAAUACCAGACCUUCCAGGCAGCUGGACCACCUAACCAGUCCUAUAUGCCUGGAAUGCCUGCAGGAUCUCCCUACGGGCAAAACCCGAACUCAUGUGGAUACCCAGGUUACCCUUAUCAAGGAGGGAAUGCUUAUCCUGCUACAGGUGGUCCAGCACACUACACUUCCCAGACCCCUGUCACAACUGGGGGCCCAAAUCGUGAUGGUACCAUCGGUGAGGACACCAUCCGAGCAUCACUGAUCUCAGCUGUGAGCGAUAAACUGCGCUGGAGAAUGAAAGAAGAGAUGGACAGAGCGCAGGCUGAGCUGGACGCUCUGAAGAGGACAGAGGAGGACCUGAAGAAAGGACACCAAAAGCUAGAGGACAUGGUUUCUCGCCUGGACCAGGAAGUGGCUGAGGUGGACAGAAACAUUGAGCUCUUGAAGAAGAAGGAUGAGGAACUGAGUGAAGCUCUGGAGAAAAUGGAGAACCAAUCGGAAAACAACGACAUUGAUGACGUAAUCAUCCCAACAGCUCCACUCUACAGACAGAUCCUAAACCUGUACGCAGAGGAGAACGCCAUUGAAGACACCAUCUUUUACCUGGGAGAAGCCCUACGUAGAGGAGUCAUCGACCUGGAGGUCUUUCUCAAGCAUGUGCGACUGCUGUCCCGAAAACAGUUCCAGCUGAGAGCACUCAUGCAGAAAGCACGGAAGACCGCUGGACUCAGUGACCUUUACUGACCCUACUGCCACCAAUACACACACCCCCCCCCCCCCCCCUUACACAUACACACAUUUCAGUUCUGAUCACAUGGCCCAUACUCUCUAUAAUCUACUUGCUUUUUGUGUUUUCAGAGCAUGGUCAGUGAGAGUACUUCUAUGGGAUUUUUAGAUAUCCACCUGAUUUUACUUCAUUGUUUAAAUAAAGCAUUUGUAUAAAUGCAGAUCAGGUACAAUAUUUGAAAUCUCCUGAGCAUUAGAUGUAACGAUGUCAUCUCAUGAAAACAUGUACAGGUCAUGUUUUACCCCACAAAAGCCCUAAUCAAAAGACCAAAAAAUAUAUAUAUAUAUAAUUUUUUCAUAUUUUCCAUAAAGAUAAUGAAGCAUGUUUUUAGGACCAUUUUUCCAACCAAAUUUUCAAAGUGUUUCAGUAAUGUGUGCAUUACAGUUGACUUUUUGUUGUGGUUUAAUUCUCAUUAACAUUAAGGAUUGUAAUAUACAGUAAACUUUAUUACUGUACAAGUCAGCAUUAUGAAAAUGAAAAAUACAUUUUUGCAUUACGGUAAUGACAAUGUGUCUUAAUUCAAAAUAAAUGAACAGUUCAAAAAACAACAUUUGUUUUGUUUAUACAAAAUAUUCGUAAUUUAUUUUUGAUUUUGGGGUGAAAUAUGACUUGGAUAAGUUUUGCGAGAUUCAGCCAUACAGCAAACAUCAUGUUCUUGCUUCCAUUUGAGCUUUUUGUGUUAAACUGGCAGGUGUUUUGGGUUUUUGGCUAUUGAUACUAGUGCUUUUAACAGUGCAGAAUAACAGCUCAAACUGUAAAAAUAAAAACAAAUCUGAAAAUGUGACAUCCAUAGAGAGUAUACAAGAAAAUGACUCUCUCUUAUGUGGAUUACAACUUUGCUAUUCGUUCAGACACUUUCACAAUUGGUUGUCAAUCUCCAUAAUUUAUGAAAACAUGCAGAGCUGAUGAGGGCAAUGACGUCUGGUUCCGUAUUUAGUUUUAUUAGUGUUGUGUUUAAUAUUUAUCUAUUCUCAGCUUAGGUCCAGAUUUAUUGUUUAUGUUCGCUGUAUACAAAUAAUAGUUGCUGACUAAUAUUUUUUUAUUUUUAAAAUACAAACUGUACUGUACUUUCAAUUUUUGGAUUCUACUCCAAAUGUGUUCAAAUUAAAAAAACAAAAAAAGUUUUUUUUUAGGUAUGUUUGUUGCAUUUCACUCAAUUGUUUUCACUCUUGGGAUGUGAAUUUCGAUUUUUAAGACUUUAGCUGCACUUUAAUUUUCAUAGGGAGACUAUACCUAAUCUGGUAAUAUUUGUUGUUAUUUGAGUCUGUAGGUUAUUAUGUCUCACAGAUCAAUAAAACAUUAUGAUCUUUA